Messenger RNA from Harmonia axyridis, 1111 nucleotides. Its product is annotated as cuticle protein-like. Bases 141 to 1016 code for a protein of 291 amino acids. The record is from RefSeq and is a predicted model, not a curated record. The transcript has 2 exons. Gene Ontology annotation, cellular component: extracellular matrix. NCBI's taxonomy places the organism in Eukaryota, Metazoa, Arthropoda, Insecta, Coleoptera, Coccinellidae.
UUCGGGUGUCUGGCUACCAGUGAAAGGUCCAUGGAACUCGAGAAGGCAGGGAUCGAACGAUUUCGUCAUUUUGAUAUGAAAUUGGUAUAUAUAGAUUGAUGGAAUACCAGAUUAUUCAUUCCAUUUGGUAGACUACAAUCAUGGCAUUCAAAUUCGUUACUUUUGCCGCCCUUGUGGCUGUUGCCCGUGCUGGCAACUUGGGAUAUGCCGCAGCUCCAGCUGUUUCCUACUCCAGCAUCUCAGCUCCAGUCGCUCACUACGCUGCACCAGCUUUAGCCAAAGUUGCAACCUAUGCAGCCCCAGCCGUAUCUUACUCCAGCAUCUCGUCACCAGUAGCUCACUACGCUGCUCCAGCUGUAGCCAAAGUAGCAACCUAUUCUGCAGCUCCAGCCGUAUCUUAUUCCAGCAUCUCAUCACCAGUAGCUCACUAUGCUGCACCAGCUGUUGCUAAAGUAGCCACCUACUCUGCUCCAGUCGCUCACACCUACUCUUAUGCCCCAUCUGUCCAGACUUACUCUGCUCCAGUUGCCCACGCUUACUCUUAUGCCCCAUCUGUCCAGACCUACUCUGCUCCAGUUGCUCACACCUAUGCUGCUGCCCCAGCUAUCACCAAAUACGCUGCUCCUCUUGCCUACGCCACCCCAAUUGCCAAAACUAUUGUUGCCGAACCAGAAGCACCAGCUAACUACGAUUUUGGAUACUCCGUCAACGACCCCCACACCGGAGACAGCAAAUCCCAACAAGAAUCUCGUCACGGUGAUGUUGUCCAAGGAAGCUACUCCCUCAUCGAAUCUGAUGGAACCAAACGUAUCGUAGAAUACACCGCUGAUGCCCACAAUGGUUUCAACGCUGUUGUACACAAAGAACAAGCUGCCGUAGCUGUCAAAGCCGCCGUACCAGUUGUUGCCAAAUAUGCCGCACCAGCUAUCUCCUACGCUGCCCCAGUUGCCAAAGUAGCUUAUGCUGCUGCACCAGCUAUCUCCUACGCUGCUGCUCCAGCUCUCUACCACCACUAAGUGAUGAAUAUCGACCAAUUGUUGUGUAAAUAGAUUGUUUUAUUUAUUUUGGCAAACAUGCCUGAGUGACUCAUGAAUAAAUUUCUUCCUAAUUA